CAGUGGUUUGGUUGUUAGCACAUUUGUCUCACAUGUGAAUGUGUGUGUGUGUGUGUGUGUGCAUGCUCUCUCGGUGCUUCAGGGUUCCCUCUGUGUAAUCCAGUUUCCUCACCAAGACAUGUGUUUUGGCAUCUCAUAAUUGUUCCUACUGUGUGAAUUGGUGUGUGUGUGUGUGUGUGUACUGCCCUGCAGUAGGUUGGCACCAAGUUCAGGGUUUUCCUCACUUUCUACCCCAAGUCCCAAGGGAUACACUUCUGAUGGAUGGAAAUCAUUGAUCAAAACGAGCACCACAUGAUUAUAAGACAUGAUCAGUGAAUGUUGCUGUCUAUAUCUUGUGUGUGCUUUAAUUAAUGAUCUUAUUUACAAAUUUUCUGUAAUAUAAUAAUUCUUGGAUGACUACAAUUUUUAAUAAUGUAUACUUUGGUUACAGGAAGAAGUAAUUUACCAAUGCCUCAACAUCUAGUUGAAUAUAUAGUUUACAUUAUUAUAAAUAAUAUAAACGUGUCUAGAAUGCUCGUCAUUCAUAACAAUUAAUAUAAAGAUAUUUUGCAAUUAUAUACUAAUACACUUAAUUUUACAAGACAUCGUUGUACUCAGUAAAAUCACGUCUUUGAAUCGGUUGAAUCGAUUCCUGAUUACUCGAAUCAGAAUCAGAGUCGAAUCCAAAAUUACAGGAAUCGAACAGACCUGCUGCGAGUCAGGGAUCGCGCAUGCGCGCUACCGAAGCAACAAAAGCACGAGGCUGAAAUAGCAGUGGGGUGAAUUAGAUAAAAAGCCUCCGAGCUCCGGUUCUCAAAGGCCUUCAUCUGCAACAAGAGCGACAAACCGUCCUGCUUCUGCUCCAGUGAAGAAGCCGGCUCAGAUGGACUUGCUGGCUAAAGAAGAGGAAUACAAGAGACUUAAUGCAGAACUGGAGGCUAAAACAGCUGAGCUGGUGCGGCAGGCGGAGGAAGUUAUGAGGGAACAGAAUGAGGUGCUGUCGAAGCCCAUCGCAACCCACCUGAGCCUCGAUAUUGCAGACGACUCUGAGGAAUUCAGGGACACUCUCAUGUCCUCAGCACACCAGUCAACAGCGAAGGCAGUGACAGAAAAAAAGUCUAUAAAAUCAGGAAAGCUGAACAGACCUCCAUCAGCUCCCAGAAAGACAACACAAAAAAAGAUCCCCUCGGUCGUGGAUGAUGUGGCACUGCCGGAGGAUUUUACUGAUUUCUCUUUGGCCAAGACUAUAAGCAACCUGGAGGGCAGUGUAAGCGAUGAUGUCACAGCCGAGCAACCCAAGGACGAUGUCCUGCCGAGCGCCGGGGAAGAGAUGGGUGCAGAGGCUCAGAUUCGCUUCCUGAAGGCCAAACUCCGAGUGAUGCAGGAAGAAUUAAACAGACUCUCACACGAAUACAACAAGAAGGACGAGGAGAAUGGAGUGUUGAGCAGUAAGCUGAAGGAGGUGGAGGAAGAUCGAGGCAGACUCCAGAGGACCACCAACAUGCAGCAGACGCAGUUAGAGAAGCACCGAGCGCUGGCUGAAGACUCUAACAGGACCUGCGACGGCCUGCGCAGUCAAGUCACCGCGUUACAGAAGGAGGUGGAGGGGAUGAAGAGAGCUCAGAAACAGGCGUCCAGCAGCCACAAUGCCACUGAGGUGAGACUGAACCGAGCUCUGGAGGAGGCCGAGAGGAGCAAAGCUGAACUCAACAAGCUCAAACAGAGCAGCAGGGACUUGGCGAAUCAGGAGCAGCAGAAGAUUGAAUCUUUACAGGCCGAGAAUAAAAAGCUGGAGAAACAGAAAGCUGAACUCCUCACAGGCUUUAAGAAGCAGCUCAAGCUUAUCGAUAUUUUAAAAAGGCAAAAGAUGCACUACGAGGCAGCGAGGAUGAUGUCCUUUACCGAGGAGGAGUUCAUGAAGGCUCUCGACUGGGGAAAAUCCUAAUUGAUGUUUAUAAUGGCUGGACUGUAAAUGGAUUAUUAUAUUUCUUUUUGUUCAGUUUUAUAGUUUUAUCUGCUUCUCUUAAAAUGACAGUGUUUGAUAAUAUGUUUUGAUUUUUUUUUUUUUUACUAUUUAAAGGAAAUAUCAAUGAUAGGAUUCUUGAGCAGGUAUUUACCGCAGAACUUAAAGGCAAUGCAUUGAACCUGGAAAUUUACAGACAUUCUGGAAAUAUUUUGGAAAACGGUAAAAGCCAUCAAAGCAGUAUAAUCUUUUGUAUUUUAAUUUUAAAGUGUUUUGCUAUUAUAGGAAAAAAUAUUUUUACAGCAAUUUUUAUCGAAGGAUGACACACACCAUCAUUUUUUUUAUUCCUUUAUUGUUACAUGUGAUGAAAGAAGCUGGUUCCUGUUUGGUUCUAGCAG
Hemibagrus wyckioides is the source of this 2340-nucleotide messenger RNA. It is a transcript of the gene tex9, whose product is annotated as testis expressed 9. The record is from RefSeq and is a predicted model, not a curated record. NCBI's taxonomy places the organism in Eukaryota, Metazoa, Chordata, Actinopteri, Siluriformes, Bagridae. The transcript is spliced from 12 exons. Bases 863 to 1924 code for a protein of 353 amino acids.